UUGGUUGUCACGAAAGAACGUACUGGUUUACCGGUCGCGAAGCGUUCGUCCAUGCCCGCGAUAUUAAAAGUGUGGUUAUGUAGCGCACUGCUUAACAUUACAUUCAUUCAUUUAUGUCAAGCUGUAGGAUUGUAAAGCAGGAAAUAUUUUCUUACAAAUAGACACAACUUGUCUGUUUAUUUGGGCAAAAUUUAUAAACGAUUUUGAAUGCGGUGAUAAUUUUUCAACAUGGAAGUGGCUCCAAUGGGCAACUUGCCUUGCAGCAAGGAUUUAUGGUCCAUAAUAUCCGGCACAACGUGUUGUUGUGCCAAAGAGACAGUCGAAGAAGAAAUAAAAAAUAGCACUGUCUUACUCAAGGAAGGACUUCAGUUUUUUAAGCCAUAUACAGAUGCGUCGUUGCAAAGCAUUUCAAAAAGGGAUCCACCUCCUCUUCAACAAAUGUAUGAUUUGAUUAGCAAACUUGCUCCACUUCUUAAUUUGGACGCCACAAUUACUUGGGAUCUAGUAUGCAAUUUUGUAUCCUAUGAAUAUAGAAAUUGUGCUGAGACUUUUGCAUCGCAGCUCUCUGAUCUUACCGCCAUAAGAGGAUUAAUUGAUGAUAUUUGGAAUUUUUAUUACUCUGAAAGAGUGACUUUGAUAAAAUGCCUUAAACUUAUGAUUGAAUAUAAAGAUAACAAAAGACAUCCUCAUCACAAAGAAUUUUCCAAAUUUUUUAAUGAGAUUCUAAUGGGAAAUCUACUUAAAUCUAUACAAAAACAAAUAGAAGCAUUAAAAUUUGUAAAUCCUCCUACACGAUCGCAAUUCUGUACAGAGGAUCAUUUACAUAGAUUAUAUAAUAGUACCUUGAUUGAGAUGCGCGAGUUGCUUCAUAUACUGACUGUGAUUGUACAUGAUGUACAUAUUCCUAGUUGUGAAUUUGUCAAAUUUUAUGGUAGCAUUGCGGGCGAACCUAGACGAUUAGCCAGUACAAAGAACUAUGAAGAUAAGGAAGCUAUUACUAAAAAACUAGAAGAGAUUGAAUACAGUCAAGUAGCAUUAUUACUAGUAACACUGGAUGUGAACAAACACACUGGUAUGGAAGACUGGAUAAAUAAUGUAAAAAACAAUAUGCAAGAGAUCUUUGAACACAAAUGCAUUCGUGAAAGUUCAUCACAAGAUGGUCCAUUACUCCUGUCAUGGAUGCUAGCAAAUUAUGCAAUUGACCCAGACAAUAUGGACACGUUAAAUCGCUUCAGACCGUUCGGCAUCAAAGCCAUACAGCUCGAUGUAUUUCAGUAUCUGCGAGAUUUGAUGAGUUGUGAAAUGUUUCAAGAAGAAACUCAUUAUGCUGAAGUAGUACGGAACAGCGUUUACAAUCUUCUCUCUUUGGUGUGCGAAUUUAUCGACGAGGAUCGGAUAAGUGCUUUAAAUGGUAUUUUUGAUGCGAUGGCUGCGAUAGUCAAGUUUCCAGAAUGCGCAGCUAGAUUCUGGGACGAACCAUACGACGGCAUUUAUUCGAUUUAUAAAGUUGCCAAAGAAUUAUAUCCUUACAAGUUUGAACCUUUAACUAACAUAGCUAUUAGUUUGGCAUCGACAACCGUUAUGAGUGCCAAAAAGAUUGCAUCGGAAUUGGAUAACAUGCAGACAGUGACCAUAGAAGUUCCUCGUCAAAGAGAUUAUAAUAGGCCAUUAAAGCCAUACGAAGCAGAAUGUAUAAUUCAAAAGAAUUCGUUUACUAUAUCACACAAUUGCGUGUGCGUGAACGUUGCCAUGUUAUCCACUGAGAAAGAAGUAGUUUUAUUUCAUACGAAAGCAAGUUACUGGGACGCUUUACAUCAUAAAAUAGAACAGUUAUUUUCUCAAGCGAGCGGCGGAAUUACAAAUAUCAGCGCGGUCAAGACUGAUUUACCGAAAAAUGUUCGUCAAGGCUUGAAAUUGGUGGAAGCGUUACUGGCUAAAGAUAUUGAUAUAUCAUCGGGUAUGGUUGUUCCCACAGAAUUAAGUUUUGAAAUUAUUAAUCGAUUUUCAUACCCGGUAUUACCAGCAAAUUUGUACAGAAUUGUUGCCGUGUGCAUCAGUAUUUCAUCAAAAUUGGUUUUGAGAUAUCCUGAAGAUAUUCUCACGCGAAUGCGAUCUGGUAUUUAUCCAAAAUUUAAUAAUUGGUAUCAAAAGCCAUUAGAUUUCGCAGAAGCGAUUUCCUUUGAUGGUGGUCUUAUCGCGUCAUGGCUCUCAGGAAUAGAAACCAUCGAACAUACAUAUCCUAUUCUGCGCGCGUUUCUAGACACAUUGUAUAACUAUUUAAUCGCCAAACACAGUAAAGAAGCCAUGUAUACCAUUGAAAUACCAGGUAUGGUGUUUCUGCUGCAAGCUGUGCUACCCAAGCUGGACUCGUGGUACUUUGAAUCUAACGCGGAAAGAAUUGAAUUAUGGCUGAAGAGUAUGUUUUGCAUUCAUCGAGCUCUGGAUUCCGCUUUACCUAGAAAUGAUAUUCGUAACGAAUUACAGCUCGUCGUAGUAUACAGCCUACUCUACUUAGAGCCACGUCACGCGCUGCUGAAAUUACUUCGGACGGGUGAACGUACACUGCACAAUAAAAUGAUCGCGGAAACAGAUUGGAUCAGUGGAAAAGGAUUCAAGACUAUUAAAAGCGUAGAACUGGCUUUGUCGAUAGUUAAUCGACUGUUAAUGUUUAGGAAGUCUUUGGGUCUAGAAUUGGGCGAUAGAUCGCCCCUUGAAAUUGCUUUAUAUUCCUCCCCGAGAGUGCCCAAUGGUCUUCUUAUAGUGCCAACUAUCGUUAAUUAUCUGUACGUUUGGUUUAGCCCUUCAUUGCAGAAAAUGGCUGUAAGACUACUGAAAAAAUUCGCGGAGGAAUUCUCCAUGUCUUUGCUCGUUUGUAUGGGAAUGGACGGUACUUCUAUACGAGAAACCUUUGCAUUUCGAUUAACUCUACCAACAUGCGCGAUUGAAGUGAAAGUCGCUAUCUUGGAAUUGGUUGCUGUAUGUUUGGAGAAACAACCUGGCUUAACGGAAGCUCUUUUUAAUAUAAUGCAUCAAGCGGAACGCAAAAGAAUCUUUCCACGUCCAGCUGAUGAAUUUCUUACUGAAGGUUGCAGUCAGUUUAUAGAUUCAUACUUAGAACGAAUGUACAAGGAAGAUGACAUCGUGUGCGAUAAAUUGUACGACAGUACGAUGACAGUAUUACGCGCCAUGUGGUAUCACAGAAAUGAGAUUCUUGUGAAUUUCUUUCGGAAACGAGAGAAAUUCUGGAGUCACCUAUUCGCGCCACUUUUCAAAACUUUAGUACCAGGUGCAAAGGGUUAUUCUCAAUUGUUGGAUGUAAUUACGUUAGAAUUGUACAAAAGCCCAUUACUGGAGAAUAAUUUCUCGAAAAGUCUAAAAGAGCUUUUAGACAAGUCAAAGGAUCAUUGGAAAAAAUUAGCUAUGUAUAUUCUCGAUAUUUCCACAAACGGCGAAGAUGAAAACGGUAAAGAACGUACAAGACAAGACAGACUCAUAGAACCGUUGUAUGAAAUUAAUUUAGAGUCUUGGUAUCACUUCAUCGUUAUGCUCACUGAUGAUCGAACGGCGAAGAAUUAUCCAAUCAACGUAACUCAAGCGCAUCUCUUAACCCAAUUGGCUUUAGAUUCUCUACUGGAGCGAGUGAAAGAACCCAACGAUUCUAGUAGCGGUAAAAUUCCGAUGUUGUUGGCUUCCUUGUCUCUAAGAUGCAUCACAUCCUGGAAGCAAAUGUGUGUUGGCGACUCAAGAAUCUUCAAGACCAGGCUGUCGCAGCUCACGCAAGAAAUAGCGCAGACUUAUCGUGGCUUUGGAAAGGCAUUACGGCAGACGAUGAUCUCGUUAUUACUUGGAUGCGUGCAACUGGUCAAAAGUACCUUAGCCGAAGAUUCGGCGAGUUUGGAGUAUCUCCUAGCGCACUCCUGCACGAUCGCCAUUUGUGAACUAGAGGAAUUGAAAGAAGCUGCCCUUCAAUUGGAACAUCGAAAGCAGCAACUUUCCGUUAAUCUCUCCAAAAUCGACGAGAAAGUUACACGGAAGAAAGCUGAUUGUCAUAGCGCCGAGACACUUCGUGGUAUACGAGAAAGCCUACCGGCAACAUUAGCUAUCAGCAUGGUGACGCAACUGUUGCGAUCGUACGUCGAACGGAAUGCAAAUUUCAAACAUCGUCUAAGAGCUAGUUGCGUGCAGCUUCGCCAGAUGAUGCCCGAACUAAUGAUGUGUACCUGUUAUACGCUUCAGAAGUAUCCGUAUCUAAAAUUCAGUACGGCAGCUCUGAGUUUAUUAGGCGUUAUAUCGCGUUCGCCCUACUGUCCGUAUCCUAUCAACGACAACGACAUCGCGAAACUCUGGCUCAAUCUGAUCCCACCAGCAGACAUCUCCAACAGUAUGCUCGAUUCGCUGUACAACGAUUCGCCAAAUGGUCAGUGGCGUUGCCAGGAUUGGUGGCCGUUGUACACAUUAGGCUUAGAAUUCCUGAUAGGUCUGAUCAACAGCGAGACGAGCAUGAUGUUCAUUAAUCAUGUGGUUGUUUUCUUAAACUCUCAUGAACACCAAUUAAUGGUAGUGUCCACAUUAUUGAGGCACACCGCUGAUCUGCUGGCUGCCGAUUUGAUACAAUCAUUGGUCGCUCUCAUACAUACCAUAGCUACGGAAACGUACGUUUGGAACGCGAUCCAGCCGAAUAUUCGCGAGACUCUUAUCAAGUGCAUGUACUUGGCGUACGAUAGUACGGUGAACUUGUUGCUCAGGCCGCGGAUACUCAAAUUCAUCAUUGAUGGUAUCAGUGUGGAAAGCGCCGAAGAACUCGAAUCCUGUGACAAUCGGUUACCCAGCGGCGAGUUGAAGCUACUGGUAAACAAACUGAUUGUCAUAAAUAUAACUUGUGCGCUAAGCUUCGUUCAUUUCUCACCGAAACUGAACACUCUGGUAGAUACGAUAUAUACUCAGGAUUACUGGUACACACCGAUGGCCGAGAUGAACUUUGGGCCUCCGCAGAUGAGCAUGAGUUCCGGUCCGCAACUCACUUAUGGCACGAUCAUCAGUUCGACGCAGCUGUUCACCCAGGCUCUUCACUCUCGCUCGCAGCCCGUUGUCGCUUCUUCGUUGCCUGCGUCUUCGACAGCCCCACAAGCCGGUCGCGAGGACAAAACAGAUUCCGCGAAGAAGGAAUGGGAACGGGCCGCGCCAGAGAAUCUCCGACGCAUGCACACGAGUAAGGAUUUACGACGAAUCAUUCACGCGGCCUCCGGUUCGACCUCCAGAACAUCGUCUAACAUAGGUGGAGAAUUCUUGGGAUACGUCAGUGGUCUAGACGUCACCGUGCCGUUGCUCAGCAGUCCUAGACUCGUGCGUCGACCCUACGAUCCUUUGAUAUGCGAGAACACCAUACUUUCGAGGGCAACCGCCUUGGCGACUGGUAGGCACGUUACGAAGAGCAGCGGCAGCGGGGUUGCCGGCGCUCCGGGUAACGGUAGUCCGAUCAUAGCGAGAAAUCACAGAUUCAGCGAUCCGUGGUUCGAAUCUAUGGAUGAGAACAAUACACGAUUGGCAUUAGAAAUCAAUCUUAUCCUGAUACUGUCGCAAGCAUUGGAAGGAGUGAAGAGUCCCAGACUUGCCUUGCGAGAUCGUCAGCUCAUUGCACGGGAGACCGCCACCGAACUAGGUGUAUUUUUCGAUUUUCUAGAACAUCGCGGUACUCCUGAUAUCUGGCAGGUGAAAGGUUCUCUGAUAGACGUAGAUACAAGGAGUUCCAGGACGAUUCAAGAUACGAGUGAUCCAAGGCAGAUGAAUUUACCGGCAAGACUCCAGAAGAAUAGUACUAUUGACAAAACACCGGUAUGCUCGCCCGAUCACGAAAAUUCUUCAUUGGAGAUGAACGAAACUGAAAUGCCAGAGAAAAGACUUGACGAAAGUAUCCUCACCACUGGUGUUUUCAAAACGAAUGUAAGCAGUGUGCAGUUUUUACCGUUAAUGGGAAAAUUACUCAAGACAGUUGUCGAAUCUUUAGACUCGGCACAAUUCUGAUAAACUGUAUUCUUAAAACAUAGUUUUUAUAUAUAGCAUGUAUAGACCUGAAAUGAAAUCUGGAUCUGGACAUUCCAGAUACUUGAUAUGAUACAGAAAAAAACAAUAGAUAAUUUCGAUACUU
Molecule: messenger RNA, 6145 nt
Organism: Pogonomyrmex barbatus (red harvester ant)
Lineage: Eukaryota; Metazoa; Arthropoda; Insecta; Hymenoptera; Formicidae
Gene: Nup188
Product: nuclear pore complex protein Nup188
Biological process (GO): RNA export from nucleus; protein import into nucleus
Cellular component (GO): nuclear pore inner ring
Molecular function (GO): structural constituent of nuclear pore
Source: RefSeq, a predicted model, not a curated record